Alternaria arborescens is the source of this 816-nucleotide messenger RNA. RefSeq lists its product as hypothetical. NCBI's taxonomy places the organism in Eukaryota, Fungi, Ascomycota, Dothideomycetes, Pleosporales, Pleosporaceae. The record is from RefSeq and is a predicted model, not a curated record. Gene Ontology annotation, molecular function: oxidoreductase activity, acting on paired donors, with incorporation or reduction of molecular oxygen; iron ion binding; monooxygenase activity. The transcript is spliced from 3 exons. Bases 1 to 816 code for a protein of 271 amino acids.
AUGCUGGAACAAAGCAAGGAGAACCAAUACACGCAAGAUCUUCGUGCGAAUGCCACCUUCGACAGCGUUCGCUUAGCUUUCCCCUCCAUCGUAAAGUUGGCUUCGUACGUCCCGCUACCAUUCUUCUCUCAAGCUCACAAAGCAACACAGCGUAUGGUAUCUUACGCCGAAGAAUCUAUUCAUCGCUACAAGAAUACCAUGGAAGCCGAACCACAGAAUCCGAAACCUACCUUGUUUACAAAGCUUGUCAAGGCAGUCGGAGAGAGCAUGCCCGAAGCUGAAAUGAUAUCAAAUGCGCAAGCUUACAUAACAGCUGGAAGCGAGACGACUUCAGUUACUAUGACCUAUCUCACAUGGUCCGUUUGUCGAAAUGAUUCGAUUAAGGCAAGACUUCUUGAGGAAAUUAAAUCUUUGCCCGUUGACUACAAUGACCAAGAACUGAAGGCGUUGCCGUACCUGUCUCAAGUCAUCCAGGAGACUUUGAGAGUCUUUGGUUCCGCGCCGGCCCCUUUACCAAGGGACGUUCCAAAGAGCGGAGCUCACGUUGAUGGGUAUUGGAUGCCUGGCGGUACUGUUGUGCAGACCCAGUCAUACAGUAUGCAUAGAGAUGCAAGCAUAUACCCCAAUCCCGAGACAUUCGAUCCUUCGAGAUGGGAGUCACCUACAAAAGAGAUGAAAGACGCCUGGAUGCCAUUUGGUGCUGGUGCUCGAGGUAUGCCAUCUACCCUCAUUUACUCCUCAAAAACAAUCGUUGAUGAUAGUAGUCUGUAUUGGACUGAAUCUGGCGCAAAUGGAGCUUCGUGCGGCUACUGUUAG